AUGGCUUCGCCUCAAGCUCCCAUAAUAUUGAUCGAUGGCGACUACGAUAACAUUGAAUCAACGAGGUCUAUGCGCCCUAAUGGCUUACAACGCCGUAAUCGUUCAUCAGAGAACACGAAUGCGACCAUCUCCGAUCUGAGACCGCAGGCACUUGUCCAAGAAGGAUCUUCGGAUUCGCUUAGUAUCUGCAUACCCUUCGCCUUGUAUAAGGAAUCAUCCCUUUACAAAUACCGGUUGCAUGAAAACCAUUGGCGAUUAAUCGAAUGUCCAGAAGAACCGCUGCGCAUAUCGGAGGUGGUAAAAGCUAAAGAGCGCAAUGGUAAACCAGAACCCAGUAGGUUCUCGGGCUCAAGCGCUGGACUACACCGAGCCAAUCGAGCAUUUGGAUCACCAGCCUCUUGCUUCUCCACAAAUGCCACCUCCCGGCCAAAAUUAAUUGCUGCUAGCAAUCCGGUUGAACUUGCAAGUGAGAAUUACAGCGGGGUUUCCCAUUCUCGACCACAACCAUUUACUCUUCGUCAAAGAGCGCAGGGCACUGCAAAUUCUUCUCCUGACACUUUAGUUGGGGAUGAUAAUAAUCGCCAAACCAAAUCACCAAAGGACCCCUCUCCGCAAGCCUAUGCCAGCGUUGUGCCCGAAGGCGCCGAGGUCAUCGAUAUCGAUGAUGAUGAUCAAUAUGUGGUCAUUCAGGAUGAAGAUGACGAUCCUGAAGUGGUGGUUAUUAGCGACAGCCGAUUCCCAAAUGCCCGUCCUAUACGACUUCGGAAUGCUCCAGCAAGCGGCCGCCGGAAAUCGUCGCAGCCAAAGAUUAUCGAACUCCGAAACCCGCCAAUUGCCCUGCCGUUCACCUGCCUUGAGACAUAUGCCUGGCCUGGUAAGAUAUUGAGGCCGAAUUUGACUGUUGAGCUUCGGAACGGGGACUUCCUGAGGAUCAGGAUGAUCAUAUCCAACCCACAAACAAGAGAAGUGAAGUUACGUGGAGAUCGGCUAAAGCGGACAAACUUCUUGGAGGGACGACUGCCAGAAAUAGACAAUGAACUUUGUUUUGUAUACGAUGUGGAUCUCGACGAUGAGAGGAGCCAUGAAGAGCAGGGAGCUGGCGAGGUCCUCAUUAGUGACAUCCUUAGAGUUCGCAAAAUUCGAGUCACCAAUGAAAGUUUUGAUGCAGCCAGUACCAUAGAUGGCUUGCUCUCUGUUCGCUGGAAAUACACUAGGACUUUCGUAACCGCAUCUGAUCGGAUCAAGGGGAGUACUGAAAAGGAGUGGGCACUGGAGCGUCUUCAAGCCUCAGAAUUACCCAAGGAUACUAUUCCUGACGACAAACGCCGAGCUAACUGGCGUGGCAGAACCGUACCCGGUGGCGCCUAUCGUCCUUCUCUUGAGUCUCGUCCUGAAAAUACUCGGAAACGAAAGGAAGCUUGUUAUGACGAAGCUUAUGGCGCAACAAGUGGAAAUCUAAAGAGGCCUCGAGCCAGGGUUGACCUCGGGAGCGGUGUUGGAGAGCGUUCGUCAUGUAUCAACUUAGCAGCUGGAAACGCUACUUCGCCACAGCGUGCGCCAUCGAAUCUGAUAGAUCUAACUGAAGAUCCAAAGCCGGCUCCUAGUCUAGCUCGUACUGCGGUAGUGGCAGAUGUGACAUUCUCCAACUCGGCGAGACCGACAUCACCAAUUAGGAGAUUGCCUGGUCAGACCUACACAUACGGCGAUAUGUUCUGUGGGGCAGGCGGAACAACACGUGGUGCAUCCAUGGCCGGCCUGCGUGUCAAAUAUGGGGUGGACUCAUUUAACCAUGCCUGCGAAACUUGGCUUGCUAACUUUCCAUAUGCUGUCUGCCGUCAUAUGGAACUCUGCACGUUCUUCCAGGAAGUAGAAAUUUCCGGAGAAAAUGCCAUAGUCGAUAUUCUGCACCUGUCUCCCCCUUGUCAGUAUUUCUCUAGAGCUCAUACGGUAGCUGGCAAAGAUGACGAUAUGAACACUGCGAGUCUUUUUGCCGUUGAGCAGGCGUUGAAGAUUACAAGGCCCAGAGUUGCAACUCUGGAGCAGACGUUCUCUAUUAUUGACAAUCGAUUUUGCUUUUAUUUUAAUGCUUUAAUUUGUCAGUUUACUAGUCUGGAGUAUUCUGUCAGAUGGCAAAUCGUCCAGCUGGCACAGUUGGGGCUCCCACAACGCCGCUACCGCCUGAUUGCUAUAGCUGCCUGCCCAGGCGAGAUUCUUCCCCGCAUGCCCGCUGCCACACAUGCCGAUCCCCGAUUUCCAUUGAACGGUCUCAAGCCCUACGCAACCGUGAAUGAAGCUCUCGCUACCAUCCCUCUUAAUGCGGAAGACCACGACCUCGACAGAGCAAAAUUUGCUUUGGAUAAGUGCAAGGACCCCUACGAUGGCGAUAACAUCCUGCCACGAGCGAUGACCACUUCAGGAGGCCAGAAUUACCACCCGGGAGGCAAGCGAGACUUUACGCUUCGGGAAUAUGCAGUUUUGCAAGGAUUCCCCCCUGCUCAUGUGUUCAAGGGCAAAUAUAUCAAGAAGCAGAUUGGCAAUGCUGUCCCUCCUCUCGUUGCAAAGGUUCUGUUCGAGAGCGUAAAGCAGCAACUGGAGGAGGCGGAUGGGGUUAUAGAUGAGGGGAUCGUGAUUGAUUAG
Molecule: messenger RNA, 2637 nt
Organism: Venustampulla echinocandica
Lineage: Eukaryota; Fungi; Ascomycota; Leotiomycetes; Helotiales; Pleuroascaceae
Exons: 4
Coding region: 1-2637 (878 amino acids)
Cellular component (GO): nucleus
Molecular function (GO): methyltransferase activity
Source: RefSeq, a predicted model, not a curated record